Molecule: messenger RNA, 489 nt
Organism: Triticum turgidum subsp. durum (durum wheat)
Lineage: Eukaryota; Viridiplantae; Streptophyta; Magnoliopsida; Poales; Poaceae
Source: the annotation of a GenBank genome assembly
AUGCGUCUCCAGGGCAAUCUGCAGCACGAGUAUACAAGUGGCAAUUGUGUGCCCUUGGAAGGUCCUGGAGUAAGGCAGGAGCUGAUUGCACUUCUCAUAUACCUGAGACUCUGCAUGUUCUUCUCAAAGGAGCAUUAUGAAGUGUUCCUAGAGUUUGGUGGAUAUGAGCAGAAUGAUAUUCUUAUAAGGAAGUCCAAGGCAAAGCUUAUGAAGCCUACGUUCACGGUUGUUCGCGACGAAAGUACCAGAUGCUUCCUCCUUUUUAUCCAGGGAGCUAUCAGUGUUAAGGAUCGCCUGACGGCAGCAACUGCGGCAGAGGUUCCGUUUCAUCAUGUUGUGUCACAAGAAGGCCGUGGAUCAUGUAUAGUUGUUGGGCAUGCACAUUGUGGAAUGGUUGCAGCAGCUCGCUGGGUUGCGGAUCAGGCCAUUCCCUGCCUUAGUAGAGCAGUCGAGCGAUUUCCAGACUACAAAAUUAAGCUGCUUGCAUGA